This is a messenger RNA of Oncorhynchus nerka (sockeye salmon), 2443 nucleotides long. Its product is annotated as sodium-dependent lysophosphatidylcholine symporter 1-like. NCBI's taxonomy places the organism in Eukaryota, Metazoa, Chordata, Actinopteri, Salmoniformes, Salmonidae. The transcript is spliced from 14 exons. Gene Ontology annotation, molecular function: symporter activity. Gene Ontology annotation, biological process: carbohydrate transport. Bases 1 to 1413 code for a protein of 470 amino acids. The record is from RefSeq and is a predicted model, not a curated record. Gene Ontology annotation, cellular component: plasma membrane.
AUGCCCCACGAGCGUCUGGCAGGGAUUCUUCUGUCCAGGAAGCUGUGCUAUGCCGGGGGAGUUGUGCCAUAUCAGAUUACUACUGCUGCCAUUGGCUUCUCCUUACAGAUUUUUCUGCUAAAUGUUGUACAGAUCGAGGCCUUCUAUGUUUCUCUGAUCCUGUUUGUGAGUCGGGCCUGGGAUGCUGUAACAGACCCACUGGUGGGGUACUUGGUGAGCCGCAGUAGCUGGACACCCAUUGGCAAACUCAUGCCAUGGGUGGUUCUCGCUAUGCCUUUUGGGGUCCUCUCCUAUGUCCUGCUGUGGUUCAUGCCCCAAGGCUCCAUGUCUCAAGCCUUCAGUGUUCCCUGGUACCUCACAGCAAGCUGCCUGUUUGAGACCCUCAUGACUUGUUUUAAUGUGCCUUAUCUUUCGCUGAGCAUGUUUUUGGGUGGAGACCAGAGAGACAGAGACUCUACCACAGCCUACAGGAUGAGUGUGGAAAUGCUGGCGAUGCUGGUGGCCUCAGCAAUUCAGGGUCAGGUUGUGGCUGUAUACAACACAGAGAGGGCUGCAGCCUGUCAACAGCUUGACACCCCUGCGCCACAGACAGUUACACAACAGGCCACGUGUAAGGCUUUCCUGACCUCAGCGCUGGUCAUAGGCGGGCUGUUCUUCCUCUGCUGCCUGGUCCUCUUCCUGGGGGUGAAGGAGCAGCAGGCUCCCCUCUAUAGUCUGGCUAGAGUGCGUCUGUCCUAUCUCACAACUCUAAAGAUGUUAGUGUGCCACAUUCCUUACCAACGACUGGUCCUUGGCCUCCUCUUUGCUGCACGUGCCUUUCAGGUAAAUCCUAAUGUCUUUGCACUGUUCUGUACCCAUGUAGCUGGGCUUGGGGCCCAGUUCCAACACCUUCUCCUGGCUCUGCUGAUAACAACCAUUAUAGCUGUUCCACUGUGGCAGGCAAUCCUGGUACAAGUUGGGAAAAAGACCACACUCUUCAUAGGCCUAUCUCUCUUCAUCCCAGCUGUAACAAUCAUAGCUUGUGUACCCAAUAACCUGCCUGUCUUUGUGGCCAUGUGUGUGAUGUUAGGAUUCAGCUUGGCAACCAUGUUCCUGCUGCCUUGGUCCAUGCUCCCGGAUGUGGUAGAUUACUUUGCCUUGAGAAACCUCUGCUGCAAGGACCUGGAGCCCCUGUUUUUCUCCUGCUAUGCCUUCUGCAGUAAGCUGGGGGGUGAUCUGUCUGUUAGAAUCUCAACCAUGACAUUACAUUUUGUGGGGUAUCGUGCAGGUGCUUGUAGCCAUAGUGAGGACGUGGUGACUGCUCUUAUUGUGCUGUUUGCCCCUGUGCCCAUCACCCUACUGCUGGUAGGGCUGGUCUUCUCCACCUGUACCCCAUCAACGAGGAUCGACUCCUCCAGCUCCAGAGAGAGCUAGGAAGAGAUGUUGAAGCCAUAGAUUCAACUGAUAUAGAAGAGAAGAUAGGAUCACACAUUCAUCAGUGAAGACACCAAACACAUGAGUCCAGUCUGAAGUCAUGUGGUGAGUCACAGCCAACUAAGUCCAGUUGUAUUUUAAAAAGUCACAACCUUAGAGGCUCCAAAAAGUUAAAUAACCAAUCACAAUAUCCACUGGAGUUUGAUUACGAUAUUUUGUGCGAGGAUCAAUAAUCAUGCCUCGCAUCUAUGUUGGAAAACUUAAUUAUAAUGCUCCAGAAAAAGACCUUCAAAGAUUUUUCAAUGGCUACGGAAAGCUUAUGGAAAUUGAUCUGAAAAAUGGGUAAGUUGAUCAUAUAAGAGAAUCAGUUGGAACAAAAAAUAGCUGGCAAGCUAAUGGUAACUUCAUAUCCAGUUGGCGUUAGCUAGCUUACGUUACCUACUUGCUUUCGUCUAGCUUCCCCAAAACAUACGCGAAAUACAUUCACAUUUGCCUUUCAUUUGUGUUAUCUGUGCGUGUAAUAUAAAUUAGCUCAAGUCAGUGGUUAUUAGAUGCACACAUUUUGAUUUACUAAAGCAUUUAACAUGUUUGGUAAAGAAGGCCCCUAGCUAACGUAUUUAGAUGCUAGCUACUACACAGCGUGUUCAAAAUGGCUGCUUGUUUGGCUGCAGGCAGUUUUCUUGGUCGUUACUAGUUAUUACAGCCAAAGUCACGAACCCCAGAAUUUCUCUUUAUUAAAAUGUGAUUUUUAAACCUAACCUUAACCAAUCACUCUUAACCUUAAACGAGGACCAAAAAAAUAAUUGUUUUCAUGCAUUUUUACAAUAUAGCCAAUUUCGACUUUGUUGCUGUGCUAUCUAGUGGGAACCUAUUAUUUUUUGUGCGGCCAUGUGGCUACCAAUGAUGUAUAUAAACCCUGGAUUUUGGAUGCUAAGUAUUGGCAUAUGAAGCUCUGAAGUCACCGGUCGGCCAUAUUGGCACUCCACGGAAGAAACAGUCCUCCAUAUUAAUAAAUGUCAUUCCUACAGUA